AUGUCUACACCUCCCCAUGCGGUCGACCCAAAUGACCUAGGCCACGGACCUUUAGUAAUGGGCGUGACUUGGACAUUCUGUACCGUCGCUAUUAUCGCUGUCAGCGUUCGUUUUUGGGUCCGUGUUUCUGUGACCAAAAAGUUAUACGUUGAGGAUUGGCUCAUGUUACUGGCUGCGGCCCUCAACCUCGUCUGCCAAUCUUGUCUCACUGUGUGCUUCACCUACGGCUUCGGUAAACACGACAAAGCUCUAAACUUCAAGCAGGCGGUUGGCAUCGCCAAAUGGAUAUGGAUGUCAUUUACACCUGGUAUUACGUCCUCAAUCGUAUCCAGGAUCUCAAUAUGCAUACUUCUCGUCCGUAUCUUUGGAGUCCGGGUGUGGCUCAAGUGGUUGUUGAUAGUACUUACUGUCUUCCAAGUAGCUAUGAGCGUGGCAUUGGCAUUGACUAGCUGGCUACAAGUAAGGCCAGUCGAGGGCUUAUGGAACCCUAAGAUUCAUGCUCAUCGCUUGAGUCCAGAGGUAGUAGCACGGGAGGGUAAUGUGGGGGGAGCCCUCUUCGCGCUUGGAGACUUGUGCUAUGUCUUGUUUCCCGUGAUGAUCGUAUGGAAACUCAAUAUGGCGCUCCGGCAAAAGCUUGGCUUAAUCUUCCUCCUUGCGAUGUCACUGUUUACUAUGGGCUGUUCUAUAGCCAAAGCCGUGGUUGCGGCUAGUGGAACGAAGACUACAGCAGACAAACAGUAUAAGUCCUCCUUAGCCCUUAUGUGGUCCUCAUUAGAGCAGUCAUUUGUUAUCAUCAUGGGUUGUGCCCCGCCUCUGAGCUCGGUAACCAAGCUUCAGGUCCCAAUCGCGGAGAGACUUAUUUCGUCAUUACGGAAAUUAGUGAGCAGCCAGGGGUCAAAGUCUAAGCUGGACAGCGCUGAGGGGCUUGGUCAAAGUAAAAACGGGAUGUACUACGAAUUGGGAUUUACAGGGCAAACUGAGUCUGAGUCCGUUGUUCAGGCCGGGAACACUGAUCUUUCCACUCACCAAACCUACGACUCCAGCAUUGACCCAAAGAAGAUACUCAGGACAGAUAAUUUCAAUGUCAAGUCCGAUCGAGUUGGAGACCCUUGA
Glarea lozoyensis ATCC 20868 is the source of this 1113-nucleotide messenger RNA. RefSeq lists its product as uncharacterized. The record is from RefSeq and is a predicted model, not a curated record. The transcript is spliced from 3 exons. Bases 1 to 1113 code for a protein of 370 amino acids. Lineage: Eukaryota; Fungi; Ascomycota; Leotiomycetes; Helotiales; Helotiaceae.